CGCAGUAACUAUAUCACACUUCAGUCUCGCAGUAACUAUAUCACAGACAGUCUGUACACAAGCUGGCUAAAAGUCUCGCCUGGAACUAACACGCCCACUGCAACGCUGUACACAAGGACACAUUCUAACCAUGGCACACCUGUCCCACGAAGACAAGAUGCAGUACACGCAAAUAUUCCUGCAAAUCGAUGACGAGUUCGGUGACAAGACGGGGGCUCUGGAUAUCAAGGCGUUUGAGAAGUUCCUGAUAAUGUCCGGAUACAGACUCCCUAAACAAAGAGUUGCGGAAGUGUUCUGCAACGCUGACCUAGAUGGGAACUGGAAGAUCACACUGGAAGAGUUCCUGGCACGGCUGCCGCAGAUCGCCCCACAAGGAUCCCCAGAAGCCAGAGCAUCCGUUAUUCGGCGGAGGUUUGAGAAGAGCGACAUGGACCACGACGGGUACCUAACGUUUGAAGAGCUGAUUGUUCUGAUGGGCGGCAUCCAAGACGACGAGGAAGCGUUGCGGGAACUUGUCCAGUGCAUGAUUGACAAGUGGGACGGGGACGGCGAUGGUAAAAUCAAUUUUGAAGAAUUUCUGACAAUGUAUCUUGAAGCUGAUCUGGAGGAAGAUGACUUCGCUGAUUUAGACGCUGCUGAAGCAGAGGAGGGAGAAGUGGGAGAGGUGAAAGGGGGAAGAAGAUCAAGGGGCAAAGAGGAACAUACAGAGCUUAAACCUAAGGAAGAAGAAUCAGUAGAGGAAGAGCUAGAGAAGCCAGACAAUGUCAGUGCAGGUAAAGAGGAAGAGCUAGAGAAGCCAGACAAUGUCAGUGCAGGUAAAGAGGAAGAGCUAGAGAAGCCAAAUGAAGUCAGUGCAACAACAGAUGUGCAGGAGAAGCAGGACGGACGGAAAGGUUGUGGUGUAGAAAGGAAAGACGGUGAAAAAAUAGUUGGAGGAGGCGUGAAUGUUAAGUCUAUGGCGGCGAGGCUGGAGAAAAUGGCGGUGUGACCAUAGCGCUGGAUGGAUGUGUUGGCACAAUGACAUUGGCCGGACUCCAGCAGAGCUGCUGCAGAGCCAAUACAAAAACAAAUGAUAAGUUAUUAGUUUUGUUCAUUAAAUCGAAGCUUGGCCCCUGCAAAUGAUUCGUCAGAUUCCUUUUCGAGUCUGUAGAAAACUGGAAAUGUGUGUGUGUGUGUGUGUCUGUUUGUGUGAGUGAGUGAGUGUUCGAAUGUUGCAUUAUAUCAAGGCAACUCCAGCCUGUAAACAAACCUAUAAAUAAACCUGGAUAAGACAAACCCUUC
Haliotis rubra (blacklip abalone) is the source of this 1281-nucleotide messenger RNA. RefSeq names its product caltractin-like. The record is from RefSeq and is a predicted model, not a curated record. Gene Ontology annotation, molecular function: calcium-dependent protein serine/threonine phosphatase regulator activity; calcium ion binding. Lineage: Eukaryota; Metazoa; Mollusca; Gastropoda; Lepetellida; Haliotidae.